Penicillium paradoxum is the source of this 1587-nucleotide messenger RNA. Its product is annotated as RING-H2 finger protein. The record is from RefSeq and is a predicted model, not a curated record. The transcript is spliced from 4 exons. Bases 1 to 1587 code for a protein of 528 amino acids. Lineage: Eukaryota; Fungi; Ascomycota; Eurotiomycetes; Eurotiales; Aspergillaceae.
AUGGGGCUGUUUAUUCUCUUCUUCUUCUUCUUUUAUGUCCAGGCCGAUAUCCUUGCACUGCCUUCCAACUCCACCCAGCCCGAUCUGAGGUCCAGCGGUUUUUACAUCGAGGGAGACACGCCUCUGACUGGCCAAAGGGUAACUCCGUUGACGCCUGAUCUGAUCGGGAAGAGCGACAGACAACUCAAGUCCUUCAAUGUCACCGGCACUGCCACACAAGUCAUCCCUGGGAAUUCUCUCGAUCUAAAAGAUACCGAGAUCGCCUUCAUAUCGUGCGACCAGGACGAUUAUAGCGGUGGAUAUCUCGGGGUGAGCGAGACAAUUGAAUACGUCACUUCGACUCAUUCGGCGGCCGCACACCUGCCAGCCGCAGUCGUGCUGUAUAGCAAGACCGCAGCCCACUGUAAUCUCUCGGCCGAUGUCACAAGCACGGCGCGAUAUCCCGAUAUCUUCACCUUUCAACGCUGGCACAGCUAUCACGCAUUGCUACGUGCCUUGAGGGAAGAACGACUCACUAUCAGCAUCGUUUCAAAGUCCGCAAUGAACGGGGUUCCAACUGAUGCUGGGGGCACCGGAGGGGGCUCUGGAGACAGCCCCAAUACUGCCAUGAUCAUCCUCUACAGCAUCACAGGCAUCAUCACUGCCCUGUUCUUAGGAAUUAUUAUUACCGGCGCAGUCCGAGCCCAUCGCCAUCCAGAGCGAUAUGGCCCUCGUCGGAUUGCCGGAAGAGUGCGACAAAGCCGGGCCCGAGGUAUAGCUCGAGCUAUGUUAGACACCAUACCGGUGGUCAAAUUUGACGAUAAGAAUGAUGACGUGGAAGCUGCGAAACAUCACGUCGAGAUGUCCUUGGACCCUGAAAAUCCCACCCGCGAGCACCCUCCCAUUCAAGGCGAAGGAGUUACUGGGGUAUUGACUCCCCGAGACUCUGAGCUGCCAACCCCGAUCGAUCAGGAGCGCCCCACCCCCACAGCCCCAGAAGCCAAGAACGAAACGAUGCCUGACGCAGGCAACUUCUCGUGUCCGAUUUGCACAGAUGACUUCAUCAAAGGCCAAGACUUACGUGUUCUACCUUGUAAUCAUCAGUUCCACAUGGAAUGCAUUGACCCAUGGUUGAUCAAUGUCUCUGGCACCUGUCCGCUCUGUCGCAUCGACCUCAACCCACCUCAGGCCGAGAACCCCGAUGAAAAUGAUGAAAAUGCUGAUCACCCCGAUCACCCCGACCACCCAUCCACCGAAGGCGCAGCACCGCUGACUCCGGAAGAAGCUCGCCAACAAGCCCGUCAGCAAGCCCGACAUACGCAUCGUCGCCUCAGCAACUAUUUGCAUGGUCCUCUCAAUGCGCACCGGAUGCGCGAUGCCACGGUUGAGGAGCGUAUCGCCGCCCUCCGCAGUGUCCGUGAAGCUAACCAGAACGAUUCCCCUGCCCCCGAAGGUGUCCGACGAGGUCUAACCACUCGACUCCGUGACCGAUUCCGUGUCCGCACCCGCGCCCACGGCGGUGAAGCUGAACCCUCUGCUGACGCCGAAACUGCUGCGCCUUCCCCGGCGGCCCCGGCUCCCGUUCAUCUUACGCCAUCUACUGCAUAA